AUGACGGUGGCUAGCAUGGCCAAAACUCCUCCUCAGAGAUCUGGAAGUCUUUUGCGCACAGAGGUCCUCCCUGGGCCAGGCGAGUACCCAGGAAUGGGUCAGGUGCUGGAGCAGGAGGAACGCAAGACGUCCCUGGGGAGCCGGAGAGGAACGAUGGGUUUUUGCUGGAGCGGGGAGUGUGGUAACAGGCCUUGCUGGGCAGGCCAUUAUAUGCCCUGCCAUGCUGGUUGGGUGGGCCCCACUGUGCCGCUCUGCAUCUAUGGUUUCUGCUCCAUGAUGAGGCCUAUAGAACCCUAUAUGACAGAGUUUCUCACGGGAACUUACAAGAACCUCACCACUGAGCAGGUGACUAGACAGGUGUUUCCUGUGUGGACUUACUCCAGCCUGGUGCUCCUUAUCCCAGUCCUCCUGGUGACAGACUUCCUCAGGUACAAGCCUGUGAUCAUCCUCCAGGGGCUCAGCUAUGUCACAACGUUUCUGCUGGUAUUGGUUGGCUCGGGGGUCCAUUCUGCUCAGUUGGCCUUCUUCAGCUACAGCAUUGCGAUGGCAGCAGAUGUGGCCUAUUUCUCCUACAUUUACAGCAUGGUGCAGCCCAGCUACUAUCAGAGAGUGACCAGUUAUGUCAAAGGGGCAGUACUGCUGGGUUACUCUGUGGGCGCUCUACUGGGUCAACUGCUAUUGUCUUUUGCUGGUGUGUCCUUGUAUUGCUUAGCUGUGGUAACUCUCAUCUCUGUCUCCGUAGCACUGAUAACCUCCUUUUUCCUGCCAAUGCCUCGGACUAGUUUAUUUAUUAAGGGUAUAUAUUCUGCACAACAGGGAAGCUCAGGUGAAGACAAUUACGACUCCGAAAGCCAAGACGUGUGGGUGAGGAGCGUGACUGCUGCAAAGCAUGUUGGGAGGAUGUUCAAAAGGCUUGCAUUGGACUGUAGGAAAUGUUAUUCCUCUGUGGCUGUACUCUUCUUCUGCAUAUGGUCAGCUACAGGGAGAUGCGGCUUUUAUCAGGUUACAGGGUACGUGCAGAUCCUCUGGGUAUAUAUCCAACCCCACAACUUCACAACCUUCAAUGGAGGGGUGGACGGUAUCAGCACAUUGUCAGGAGCUGCUGCCACUGUUGCUGUGGGACACUUGUCUCUGGAGUGGUCUGUGUGGGGGGAACUGGUCCUGGGGGGUUCUACGUUCCUGAUCGCUGGGGCUAUAUUCCUAAUGGAUGUGACUGACAACAUCUGGAUCAGCUACACGUGCUUCUUCCUCUUCAAAACAAUUUACAUGCAGCUCUCCACCAUCUGCACUUUUCAGAUUGCCAAGACUCUGAAAAGAGAGCGCUAUGCGUUGGUAUUCGGCCUCAACAGUUUUAUGGGGACAGUCCUCCAGAGUGUCCUCACUGCCAUCGUCAUCAACACCAAGUCUCUGCAGCUCACCAUCACCACGCAGUUCCUUAUCUACGCCUCGUACUUUGCUGCCAUUUCCCUGCUGUUCACAGUCAGAGGUGUGUACACUGUGCUCCACAAGCAGCGUCCCGCUGGAGGCAACCAGGCAGAGAGAACCACCAACCUGCCAGAGGCCUCACGUCUGUGAA
Cottoperca gobio is the source of this 1576-nucleotide messenger RNA. Its product is annotated as thiamine transporter 1-like. The record is from RefSeq and is a predicted model, not a curated record. Gene Ontology annotation, cellular component: plasma membrane. Bases 1 to 1575 code for a protein of 524 amino acids. Gene Ontology annotation, biological process: transmembrane transport; vitamin transport. The transcript has 6 exons. Gene Ontology annotation, molecular function: vitamin transmembrane transporter activity. Lineage: Eukaryota; Metazoa; Chordata; Actinopteri; Perciformes; Bovichtidae.